AUGUCUUCAAGAAAGUGAGUUUUUUUAUGAAAAAAAAAUUCUGAAAAAAAACCAAGAAAAAAACAAAACCUGGAACAUUCAUAAAAAGGUCCCUCGAGAUUUGGUUGGUUUUUGAAAACAAAGCUUUUUCAGAGUUUCCCGUGUGCAUUACGACGACGAAGAGUCGGCUCCAAUUAUAGAUAUGAGUUUGGUCGCUGAAGGACAUUUCAGGUAUACAUUUUUCAUUUAUUUUCGAAAAAAAUUGUGGUAUACAAUUAUAAAUUUGCAAUCAAUUAUUUUUCGAGAAAAAAAAACAGAAAAAAUAAUCUAUUAUCCCACAAUUAAAUGACGCCCCGAAAAAAUAAAUAACUCAUGUGAUUUUUUUCCAAUUUCAGAGAAAGUGCAUAUAACAAAAAUUUCCAUAAACACUGGAAAGUGCAAAUCUCAUUUUGCCAUGAGAAAACAACAACAAAUUUCAUUAUUUUUUUCAGAGGCAUGAAAGAGUUGUUGAGCUCUAUGGAUUUGGACACAGAUGCGAAUUCGGUGCGAGAAUUGAAAGAACGAACUCAUAUGUUGUGUGCAAGAUUUCUUGGGGGUGCUUGGAAAACUGUUCCUCUCGAGCAUCUAAGAAUCAGCAGAAUCAAGUGAGUUGUUUUUUGUUAUGGAAUGUGAAGAGGUGUGGGAAACCUUUCUGACGUUUUGCAUAAUUUCAGAGGUGGAAUGAGUAACAUGUUAUUCCUUUGUCGAUUAUCUGAAGUCUAUCCACCCAUUAGAAAUGAGCCCAAUAAAGUUUUGCUGCGUGUAUAUUUCAAUCCUGAAACGGAGAGUCAUCUGGUUGCUGAAUCCGUUAUUUUUACUCUUCUAUCAGAAAGACAUCUUGGUCCAAAAUUGUAUGGUAUUUUCAGUGGUGGACGUCUGGAAGAAUACAUUCCAGUAAGUUGUUCUAUCAUAACAAUAAUAUAUUUGAAAAAAAUCAUAUAUUUUUCCAGUCGAGACCACUUUCAUGUAGCGAAAUCGGACUUUCACACAUGUCUACAAAAAUAGCGAAGCGUUUAGCAAAAGUUCACCAAUUAGAAGUUCCUAUUUGGAAAGAGCCAGAUUAUUUGUGUGAAGCUCUUCAAAGAUGGCUCAAACAAUUGACAUCAACAGUUUCGAAUGAACAACGUUUUGAAUUGCCUGAAGACGAUAUAAGUGUAAAUUGUGUUGAUUUGGCAAGAGAAUUGGAGUUUGUGAAAGCUCACAUUUCAAAAAGCACUUCGCCAGUCACUUUUUGUCAUAAUGAUUUGCAAGAAGGAAAUAUUCUUCUUCCAAAAGCUUCAUCUGGAAAUAUUCGUAUGCCUUCGUUGUCUGAUGAAGUUCAAACUUUGGGAAAUAGUUUAUCCGCUUUCAAUCCGUCUGAUCCAAAAUUGGUGUUGAUUGAUUUCGAGUAUGCCAGCUAUAAUUACAGGUAUUGUUUGUUUGAAAAAUUAUGAAAAUGGUAAAAUUAAAACCAUUUCUUCAGAGCGUUUGACUUUGCUAAUCAUUUUGUUGAAUGGACCAUUGAUUAUGAUAUUGACGAGGAACCUUUUUAUAAAAUUCAAUCAGAAAACUUCCCAGAAACUGAUAUGGUAUGACUUUCCAGAUGAAAAAUUUCUAAAGAAAUUUUAUUUGCAGAUGUUGGAAUUCUUUGUCAAUUAUCUCCGUGAACAGGGUGGAAUUCGUGAAGACAACUUAUAUACCAAGGCUGAAAGUUUGAUCGAAGAAACUCUGCCAUUUAUCCCAGUAUCUCACUUUUUCUGGGGUGUUUGGAGCUUGUUGCAAUGUGAAUUGUCGCCAGUUGGAUUCAAUUUUUCGGUAAAAUCAAUCCUACAAAAUUUUAUUUCGAAAAAAAAUAUUUUCAGGAUUAUGGAAAAGACAGACUUUCGCUUUACUUCAAACACAAAAACUUCUUGGAAAACUUGCAAUAA
This is a messenger RNA of Caenorhabditis angaria, 1925 nucleotides long. The record is from the annotation of a GenBank genome assembly. Lineage: Eukaryota; Metazoa; Nematoda; Chromadorea; Rhabditida; Rhabditidae.